AUAUUUUGCUUCCUGUUUCGUUACGAUGUUAUUGGAAUCAGUUCCCCGGAUAAAUACGGAUUUAGAAGACAAAAUAUAUAAAGUAGAUUACGUUGAAAUUGUUAAAACUUGCUAAAAAAAUUCUAUUGUUUGAUAAACAUCGUUAUUACUGGAUCAGAUCUAGUUUACAACUGACAUUUAGUGGAUCCAGUUAAACAUAGAUGAUUGUUGCUAAUGAACUGUGGAAAGAAAUAGCAACAGCAUUCUUUAUUAUGCCGAUGUGGAAAAUUUAAACGAAGGUUUGUUGUAAAAUUUAGUUGUGUUGAAGCUGUCGUUGUCCAGUCUGACUUGUGACAACUUGAAUAUGUUGUGAAAUCUUCGUCGUUGGCUCUAUAUUAAUAUAAUAUCAGAUGACAUUGGCAUAGUAGAAAGUUUUAAAGACGAAAGGAAAGUCUUAUACACAAGAGAUAUAAACUUGUUUGUAUAAAUCUAUGCAGGAAUUGCUGUGAAAUAUUUGAUCUGAACAGAGACAAGUUUUCAAAAUUUCCUUACUUCGUUCUCUGAAAUAUGUACAGGAUGAUUUCAAGUUUUAAUUAAACUCAAUUGCAAAGAAGUUUGCAGCAUAUUCAAAUAUCGACAGAGAUCACAAUUGACAGAAACAUAACAGAAGAAACAUUUGUGAGGAAUAAAAUAUAACAGCAAAAUUUUAAAAUUAUCGAAAUUGUUGCAAGACACAACGAAAAUUUUAGAAAAGUAAAAAAGAAAUAAGUAGAAAUUUUACUGGUGAGUGUGUUAAAUUACAAGGCAGUAAAAGAGAAAGAUUCUCCCCACACAUAACAGAAUAUGCUUCAACACAAGAAAUCACAUGAAGAAUCUUGCAAACCAAAUCUAAAAGUGAAAUAAAACUAAAAAAACCAUUUGUAUAUUGUGGUGAAUGAUGUAAAAUUAUGGAAGAUGAACUAUGUGAGACCAAGGCUAUAUGUGAAAAACAAUCAAAUAAUAUUAAUUUACCUGAUGGUAAAAUGAAAGAGAAAGAAAACCCAUUACACCACUGUGACAUCUGUAAAAGAUCAUUCACAACUAAAAGUAACUUAACUACUCAUAACCUUAUUCAUACAGGAGAGAGAAAAUAUAACUGUAAUAUAUGCAAAAAAUCUUUCUUUCGAAAAGGGAAUUUAGGUGUUCAUAAACGUAUUCAUACAGGAGAAGAACCAUAUCGCUGUGACAUUUGUGGUAAAUCAUUCUCUGUAAAUAGUAGCCUAACAACUCACAAACGUAUUCAUACAGGAGAAGAGCCAUAUCAGUGUGAAAUUUGUAAGAAGUCUUUCUCCCAAACAGGUACAUUGACUGCUCACAGACGUAUUCACACUGGAGAAAAACCAUAUCACUGUGAUAUCUGUGGUAAAUCAUUCUCUAUUAAUAGUCAUUUAACUUCUCACAAACGUAUUCAUACAGGAGAGAAACCAUAUCACUGUGAUAUCUGUGGUAAGCUAUUUUCUGGAAAUAGUUCUUUAAAUCUGCACAGGCGCAUUCAUACAGGAGAAAUGCCAUAUCGGUGUGAUAUCUGUGGGAAAUCAUUCUCUGGGAGUAGUGAUUUAACUAGACACAAACGUAUUCAUACAGGAGAAGAACCAUAUCGUUGUGAUGUAUGUGGUAAAUCAUUCUCUUUAAGUGGUAACUUAAGUAAACACAAACGUAUUCAUACAGGAGAGAAACCAUAUCAUUGUGAUAUCUGUGGUAAAUCAUUCUCCAACACUAGUUCUGUAACUAGUCACAAACGUAUUCAUACAGGAGAGAAAUCAUAUGAUUGUGAUAUCUGUGGUAAAUCAUUCUCACAUUCCUCUACCUUAACUACACACAGACGUCUUCAUACUGGAGAGAGGCCAUAUCGUUGUGAUAUCUGUGGGAAAACAUUCGUCCAUGGUUCAGAAGUAAAUGUUCACAAGCGUGUUCAUACAGGAGAAAAACCAUAUCCUUGUGAUAUCUGUGGUAGAUCAUUCUCCGUACUUAGUGCUGUUAAUACACAUAAACGCAUUCACACAGGGGAGAAAGCAUCUCAAUGUGAUAUCUGUGGUAAAUCAUUCUCAUGUAAAGGUUAUUUAUCUUCACACAAGCGUAUCCAUACGGGAGAGAAACCAUAUUGUUGUGAUUUCUGUGGUAAAUCAUUCACUACAAGUUGUAAUUUAAUUAAACACAAACGUAUGCAUACAGGAGAGAAGCCAUAUCAUUGUAACAUCUGUGGUAAAUCAUUUCCUGGUGCUGAUAACUUAAUUCAACAUAAGCGUGUUCAUACAGGGGAGAAGCCACAUCAGUGUGAUGUCUGCAAUAAAUCUUUCACAGGAAUUGGUCAUUUAAUUAAGCACAAGCGUAUUCAUACAGGCGAGAAGCCUUAUUCCUGUGAUAUUUGUGGAAAAUCAUUCCCUCAGAAGGGUACUUUAACCAGACACAAACGCGUUCAUACAGGAGAGAAACCACAUAGCUGUAGUAUCUGUGGUCGGUCAUUUGCACAUCGCAGUACUCUGACUACUCACAAAUUUACUCAUACUGGAGAAAAGCCAUAUCACUGUGACAUUUGUGGUAAAUCAUUCUUGUCAAAUAGUAGUGUCACUAUUCACAAACGUAUUCAUACAGGAGAAAAGCCAUAUCGCUGCGAUAUCUGUGGUAAAUCAUUCUGUUCAAGUGGUGAGUUGACUACUCACAAACGUAUUCAUACAGGGGAAAAGCCACACCGCUGUGAUAUCUGUGGUAAAGCAUUCACUCAAAAAUGUAACUUAACUAAGCACAAACGUGUUCAUACAGGAGAGAAACCAAAUCACUGUGAUAUCUGUGGUAAAUCAUUUUCUGUAAGUAGCCACUUGACUAUACACAAACACAUUCAUACAGGGGAGAAGCCAUACCAAUGUGAUUUAUGUGGUAAAUCAUUCUCUGUAAGUAGUGCUGUAAACAAACACAAACGUAUUCACACAAGGGAAAAGCCAUAUCACUGUAAUAUCUGUGGUAAAUCAUUCAUUCAGUUGAGUCACUUAACAACACACAAACUUAUUCAUACAGGAGAGAAGCCAUAUCAUUGUGAUAUUUGUGGCAAAUCAUUCUCUGGAAGUAGUGAAUUAACUAUGCAUAAACGUAUUCACACAGGACAGAAGCCAUAUCACUGUAGUAUCUGUGGUAAAUCAUUCUCUCAAAAUAGUCAUUUAACUAAACACAUACGUGUUCAUACUGGAGAGAAACUAUAUCACUGUGAUAUUUGCAGUAAAUCAUUCUCUCAAAAAGGCAAUCUGAUUAUUCACAAGCACGUCCAUGAAGGUGAAAAACCAUAUCACUGUGAUAUCUGCGGCAAAUCAUUCUCUGGAAGCAGUUACUUAACUUCUCAUAAACGCAUCCAUACAGGUGAGAAACCUUACCAUUGUAAUAUCUGUGGGAAAUCAUUUUCUCAUAGUGGUAACAUAACCAUUCACAAACGUAUUCAUACAGGAGAAAAGCCAUAUCACUGUAAUAUCUGUGGUAAAUCAUUUUCUCAAAGAAGUAAUUUGGCUACACAUGUAGGUAUUCAUAUACAACAAUGACUAUUAAUGUUGAAGUCACUGUUAUAUUACAGUGCAACCUCUGUAUUAAGUUUUGUUGAUCAAAUUAGUUUUGCCUUCCUCUUAAUAUUGUGUACGUGUGUAAAUGCAUAUACACUUACUGCUUCAUUUACUCUUUAUUCUCUCUCCCAACUAUUUAUAUGACACUUGAUUACGAUGCAUAAAUGUUUCAUCCAAAUGUAAAUUUUGUAUUUUAUUCUGACCGAAGAAUUUCCAAUAGGAAAUUGCUUCCACAUGUGCACUUUUGCGAUUCCUAUUAGGAAAUGAAACUUGUAUAAUGGUGAAUAAAUAAUACCAAAGAAUUUUUCAAACUU
This is a messenger RNA of Octopus sinensis (East Asian common octopus), 3874 nucleotides long. Its product is annotated as zinc finger protein 91-like. Bases 927 to 3542 code for a protein of 871 amino acids. The record is from RefSeq and is a predicted model, not a curated record. The transcript is spliced from 4 exons. NCBI's taxonomy places the organism in Eukaryota, Metazoa, Mollusca, Cephalopoda, Octopoda, Octopodidae. Gene Ontology annotation, biological process: regulation of transcription by RNA polymerase II. Gene Ontology annotation, molecular function: DNA-binding transcription factor activity; RNA polymerase II cis-regulatory region sequence-specific DNA binding.